Diaporthe citri is the source of this 585-nucleotide messenger RNA. RefSeq lists its product as uncharacterized. The coding region runs from base 1 to 585 and encodes 194 amino acids. Gene Ontology annotation, cellular component: extracellular region. Lineage: Eukaryota; Fungi; Ascomycota; Sordariomycetes; Diaporthales; Diaporthaceae. The transcript is spliced from 3 exons. The record is from RefSeq and is a predicted model, not a curated record.
AUGCAUUUCCCGACCCUCGCACUCUUCAGCCUCCUUGGCUCCGCCCUCGCCAGCAAGGCCUCUGUCCCACCCCAGCGUCGCCAGCAGGAACAAGUCUCCACCAUACAGACGCGCAUCGCCGACGUCGCAGGCAUCGAGGCCGCAAUUGCCACCGCCAGCGGCGAGGUCACCGCCUUCAGCGACGCGGUGGCAGCCUUCGACGGAACCACUCCGGAGAACUCGCUCGCCUUCCUCACCUCCUUCAGCGGCCUGGGCAUCUCCGUCAACUCCGCCUCGCAGACCGUGCUCGUCUCUGGGCUGCUGAAUGUUGCUGACUCGGCCGCCGUGUACCCGGACGUUGCGCUGUUUACCACCUCGCUGUCGCGUGCUGUUGGUGGGGUUCAGGCAAAGUCUGCCCCGAUCGCCGCCAGUGGUUUCGGCGGCGUCGUCUGCGCCUCCCUGGAGUCCCUGUUGGUCGAGGUGGAACUGCUACUCGAGACUGUCGAAGCUGUGUUUGACAUCUCGUACGAGAAUCUGAUCGGCGUGCUCGCCGAUCAGGUCGGUACCCAGUUCGAGGUCGCCAUCGGGGCCUUUUGCCUGGCCUGA